Molecule: messenger RNA, 2892 nt
Organism: Coregonus clupeaformis (lake whitefish)
Lineage: Eukaryota; Metazoa; Chordata; Actinopteri; Salmoniformes; Salmonidae
Product: dedicator of cytokinesis protein 1
Biological process (GO): small GTPase-mediated signal transduction; cell migration
Cellular component (GO): cytoplasm; plasma membrane
Molecular function (GO): guanyl-nucleotide exchange factor activity; small GTPase binding
Source: RefSeq, a predicted model, not a curated record
AUGACAACGGGCAGCUUCGUGGCCAGCAUGACAGCUACACUGAGACAGAUGGACGACUACCACUACACUCACCUGAUCAACACCUUCGGCAAGAUGAGGACAGACGUUGUGGAUUUCCUGAUGGAAACAUUUAUCAUGUUCAAGGACCUCAUUGGGAAGAAUGUCUACCCUGGCGACUGGGUCAUCAUGAACAUGAUGCAGAAUAAAGUGUUCCUGAGGGCCAUUAAUCAGUAUGCAGCCGUGUUAAACAAGAAGUUCCUGGAUCAGACCAACUUUGAGCUGCAGCUGUGGAACAACUACUUCCACCUUGCCGUGGCGUAUCUUACCCAGGAGUCCUUGCAGCUUGAGAACUUCUCCAGCGACAAACGAGCCAAGAUCUUCCAGACGUACCAGGACAUGAGAAGACAGAUUGGCUUUGAGAUCAGAGACAUGUGGUAUAACCUAGGUCCCCACAAGAUCAAGUUGAUCCCAGAGAUGGUGGGUCCCAUCCUAGAGAUGACUCUGGUCCCCGAGAUAGAACUGAGGAAAGCCACAAUCCCCAUCUUCUUCGACAUGAUGCAGUGUGAAUUCCACUUCACCUCCAGCUUCCAACGGUUUGAGAAUGAGAUCAUCACCAAACUGGAUCAUGAGGUGGAGGGGGGCGGAGGAGAUGAGCAGUACAAAGUCCUCUUCCAAAAGAUUCUGUUGGAGCACUGCAGGAAACAUAAGUACCUGUCUAAGAGUGGGGAGAUCUUUGUGAGCUUGGUGGUUCGUCUGUUGGAGCGACUGCUGGACUACAGGACCAUCAUGCACGAUGAGAACAAGGAGAACCGGAUGAGCUGCACUGUCAACGUGCUGAACUUCUACAAGGAGAUAGAGAGAGAGGAGAUGUACAUCAGGUACCUGUACAAGCUGUGUGAUCUCCACAAGGAGUGUGACAACUACACUGAAGCUGCCUACACACUGCUGCUGCACGCUAAGCUGCUCAAGUGGUCUGAAGAGGCGUGUGCAGCUCACCUCACCCAGAGAGAAGGCUACCAGGCCUCUACACAAGGACAACUCAAGGACCAGCUCUACCAGGAGAUUAUCAACUACUUCGACAAGGGCAAGAUGUGGGAGGAAGCCAUCGUACUAGGGAAGGAGCUGGCAGACCAGUAUGAGAAUGAGAUGUUUGACUUUGAGCAGCUCAGUGCAUCCUUGCGGAAGCAGGCCCAGUUCUAUGAGAACAUUGUGAAGGUGAUCCGGCCCAAGCCAGACUACUUUGCUGUGGGCUACUAUGGAGUGGGCUUCCCUUCCUUCCUCAGGAACAAGAUGUUCAUCUACAGGGGGAAGGAGUACGAGAGGAGAGAGGACUUUGAGGCCAGACUGCUCACCCAGUUCCCCAACGCUGACAAGAUGAAGACUACCACACCACCCGGCGAUGACAUCAAGAACUCUCCCUCACAGUGCGUCCAGUGUUUCACCGUGAAGCCUGUUCUGGAACUUCCUCCAAAGUUCCAGAACAAACCAGUCUCUGAGCAGAUCGUCAGCUUCUACAUGAUAAACGAGGUGUAUCAGUUUCAGUACUCCAGACCGGUGAGGAAGGGUGAGAAGGACCCAGACAAUGAGUUCUCGAACAUGUGGAUUGAGCGGACCACUUACACCACGGCCUACAAACUGCCUGGCAUCCUGCGAUGGUUUGAAGUCAAGUCUGUCUCCACGGAGGAGAUCAGCCCAUUGGAGAAUGCCAUGGAGACAAUGCAACUGACCAAUGAGAAGAUCAGCAACAUGGUGCAGCGUCACCUGAAUGACUCCAACCUUCCCAUCAACCCCCUCUCCAUGCUGCUCAACGGCAUUGUGGACCCCGCUGUCAUGGGUGGCUUCACCAACUACGAGAAGGCGUUCUUCACAGAGAAGUACCAAAAGGAUCACCCUGAGGACCAGGAGAAACUGGGCAAACUGAAAGACCUCAUUGCUUGGCAGAUCCCUUACCUGGCUGAUGGAGUUCGUAUCCAUGGAGAGAAAGUGACUGAGGCUCUGAGGCCUUUCCAUGACCGUCUGGAGGCCUGCUUCAAACAGCUCCGAGAGAAAGUGGAGAAACAGUACGGAGUCAAGACACUGCCUGCGGUGGAUGACAGGCGUGGGUCCCGUCCUCGCUCUAUGGUGCGUUCCUUCACCAUGCCCUCACAACAGAGACCGCUCUCUGUGGCUUCAGUCAACUCCGUCUCCUCUGACAACUCACCCUCCAGACCUGGCUCAGACGGCUUUGCCCUAGAGCCUCUCCUGCCAAAGAAGCUGCACUGUAAGUCCCAGGACAAGCUGGAGCGCGACGAGUCGGAGAGGGAGAGGAAGGACAAGAAGAAGGAGAAGAGGAACAGUAAGCACCAGGAGAUCUUCGACAAGGAGCUGAAGACCACUGAGAUCCUCCUGCAGCCCGCCGAGGCAGUCAUACUGUCAGAGACGAUCAGCCCACUGAGGCCUCAGAGACCAAAGAGUCAGGUGUUGAACCUGUUGAGUGGAGACCGCCGUCUCUCUGUGUCCCCCGGACCCCCCCAGCCCCAGUCCUCCCCGGGCCCCCCACCCAUCACCCCCAGGAACAAACUGUCCUUCAGCCUACACACCGUUUCCAUUUGUGUUCAGGAGGCGUGGGGUGUUCAGGAGGCGGAGCUUGUGUUCAGGAGGCGUGGGGUGUUCAGGAGGCGGAGCUUGUGUUCAGGAGGCGGAGCUUGUGUUCAGGAGGCAGGGGGUGUUCAGGAGGCGGAGCUUGUGUUCAGGAGGCGGGGGGUGUUCAGGAGGCGGAGCUUGUGUUCAGGAGGCGGGGGUGUUCAGGAGGCGGAGCUUGUGUUCAGAACCAAUGAGAUCUUUUCCUUCAGUAAACACAUCCUCAAACUUCCCUGUGACAUCAUCGUGUCUACAGAACAGGCAGAAAUAUGA